AACGGUGACAUCGAUAAACAAAAAUAUGACCGAUGUAGAGAAAUGCGACUCUUUAUAGUUUUAGUUUUAUUGACAAAAGUGGAUACCAUAAGCCCAACUGAUUCAACAACCUUAAGAUUAGUACAAAUUCUGUUCCGCCAUGGUGACCGUAGUCCAACCCAUGUGUACCCCACAGACCCGUAUCAGGAGGACUCCUGGCCGCAGGGGCUUGGUCAGCUGUCCAAGGUGGGCAUGAAACAGAUGUAUGAAGUUGGUCAGUUCAUCAGAACACGCUACGUAGGUAGUGGCUUCCUAACAGCUAGCUACACAAACACAGAGAUUCACGUCCGGAGCACAGACGUUGACAGGACGUUGAUGAGCGCCUACAGUGUUCUCACUGGCCUUUAUCCACCAGAGGGCAAGCAAGUUUGGAAUGGUACAUUACCAUGGCAACCAAUACCAGUUCACACAGUUCCUAGGUCAGAGGACUAUCUGCUGUACCUGCACUGCCCCACGUAUGAGAAAGCGUAUGAGGAGCUGCUGCAGAGUCCUCCCAUGCUGAAGAUACAGAACCAACACAAGGACCUUAUAGACUACAUCUCACAGCAUUCUGGUCUCAGCGCUACUCUUGGCAGCCUUCUUCUUAUAAUGGAUCCUCUUCUGUGUGAGAAAAUAAACAAGAAGCCCUAUCCACCAUGGCUGAUAGUAAACGACACAGCAGAGAUCAUCCUGAAACUGAUAGAUUUGAAAGUUCAAGUAAGGACAAACACUCCUGAACUGGCUCGCAUCAGGGGAGGUCCACUGCUUGGAAGAAUGAUACAGAACAUGAAAGACCACAUCACUAAUAAAUUGUCAAGGAAAGCUCUUCUCUUCUCAGCACAUGACUCCACAAUCGAAGCGUUUCUAAGUGCACUGAAUGUGUUCAAUCACCGAUACGUCCCGUACGGAUCCAGCGUCUAUGUAGAACUACAUGAAAUCAAGGAUGCCCCUGUUGUCAAGGUGUUCUAUAGAAAUGACACAACUGCUGAACCAUAUCUGCUCGAAUUAUCAGGCUGUAGUGACCUCUGCACUGUGGUG
Messenger RNA from Haliotis rubra (blacklip abalone), 1056 nucleotides. Its product is annotated as prostatic acid phosphatase-like. NCBI's taxonomy places the organism in Eukaryota, Metazoa, Mollusca, Gastropoda, Lepetellida, Haliotidae. The annotation marks the transcript as partial. The record is from RefSeq and is a predicted model, not a curated record. Gene Ontology annotation, biological process: dephosphorylation. Gene Ontology annotation, molecular function: phosphatase activity. The transcript has 10 exons.